GUGUUGGGUCGACUGCACAACCUCAUUCCACAUCUGCCCAAUCCCUUGCUGCUCAGCGACUUCCUCACGGUGUCAUACGAGCAGGGCGGGGCGUGUGCAGUGGCAGCGCUGGCAUCACUGUUCCGGCUGGUGACGGAGCAUGGCUUGGAGGCGCCCCACUUCUACCCGCGCCUCUACCGCCUCCUCGACUCCUCCCUCUUCCGCGCCGCCCACCGCGCCAAGUUCUUUGAGCUGCUGGAUGUGAGUCUGGCGUCACCACUGCUCCCGGCAUACAUGGCAGCGGCCUUCACGAAGCAGCUCUUCCGCCUGUCGCUCUGCGCGCCCCCCUCGGGCGCCAUAGUGGUGGUGGCGCUCGCCCACAACCUGCUGCGCCGCCACCCCGCCAUCGCCCCCCUCGUGCACCGCGCUGCCGCCCCUGACACAUUCCAGGACAGCAGCAGUGACGAGGAGGAUGAAGGGGAAGAGAAGCAAAGCACGCAGCGAGGGCAGGACGGGCAGGCCCAGCAGGAAGGGGAGAAGAAGGAAGGGGAGAAGGGGGGGAAUGGCAAGGGCGAGGACAGCAAUGCUGACGGAGAGGAGGGUUCAGCUGGAGAGGAGGGAAGGGGGAGAAAAGAGGGGGAAGGGAAAGGAGGAGGGAGUGGAGAGAGGGCGGCAGGAGCAGGGGAGGAGGGAGGCAGAGGGGGGAGGCCAACAGGGAGGGAUCCGUUUGACGAGGAUGCCACCGACCUCAUGGCUGCUCGUGCCCUUGACAGCAGCCUGUGGGAGGUGGAGGCACUGCAGCGCCACUACUGCCCCGCUGUCUCACGGUUCGUGGCAUCACUGGAGAAGGACCUAUCGGAGCGCAGCAGCACGGUGGAGCUCAACGUGGCCGACUUCUCCGCCACCUCCUACGGCACCAUCAUGGCUGAUGAGUUGGGGCGGCGAGUGAAGACGGUGCCACUGGCCUUCUUUGAGCGCACACCGACCACCCUCUUCCCCACCUCCUCAUCCUCCCCUUCUGCAUCUGCCAUUCCACAAUUUGGUAGUUUCCCCGGGUGGAAGUUGUUUUAA
Closterium sp. Naga37s-1 is the source of this 1050-nucleotide messenger RNA. The record is from the annotation of a GenBank genome assembly. Lineage: Eukaryota; Viridiplantae; Streptophyta; Zygnematophyceae; Desmidiales; Closteriaceae.